Molecule: messenger RNA, 1627 nt
Organism: Rhagoletis zephyria (snowberry fruit fly)
Lineage: Eukaryota; Metazoa; Arthropoda; Insecta; Diptera; Tephritidae
Source: RefSeq, a predicted model, not a curated record
AUGGAGGUGGCGGUGGCACAAGCGCCGGAGACGACACUGCGCCGUCGCUCUGCCACCUCCUCCAGUAGCGCCCAACGACGAGCCUCCCGUCUUAGCUUCAACUACUCCCAGGGCAGGGCAGCACAGCCUCACCACCACCAUCACUACCAUCACCCGGUGCCACAGCCUCAGAACAGUUUCAGGCCUUUCACUCGCGAGUCCCUUGAAGGCAUCAAGAGACGCAUUCGCGAGGAAAACGCACGAAAGCUUCAAAUGCAACAAGCUCAAGAGGCCGCCCACCAGCAGGAGCCCAGUGAACCUGACGCCAUGCUCGAAGCUGGUCUUCCUCUGCCACGUGCUCUUCAACGAGAGUUCCCACCCGAGUUGAUUGCCACUCCUAUUGAUGACAUAGACAAAUAUUAUCAGAACAAAAUGACUUUCACUGUGAUUAGCAAGAGCAAAGACAUUUUUCGCUUCAGCGCCACCAAAUCGCUCUGGAUACUGGACCCCUUCAACCCGAUCCGCCGCGUUGCCAUCUACAUGCUGGUGCAUCCUCUCUUUAGCUUUCUCGUCAUUCUCACCAUUCUCGUCAACUGCAUCCUCAUGACCUUUCCACCGGAAGAAUCCAUUGAACGCACUGAAAUAAUCUUCACCACCAUAUACACCUUUGAAUCGUGCCUCAAAGUGGCUGCCCGUGGCUUCAUCCUCGAGCCCUUCACCUACCUUCGUGAUCCUUGGAACUGGCUGGACUUUGUCGUCAUUGCCUUAGCUUACCUGACGAUGGGUUUCGCCGAUCUGGGCAACCUCAGCGCACUGCGCACCUUUCGCGUGUUGCGGGCACUGAAGACAGUGGCCAUCAUUCCCGGCAUGAAAACCAUCGUCGGCGCUGUGAUUGAGUCAGUGAAGAAUCUCAAGGACGUCAUCAUCUUGACUUGCUUUGCGCUCUCCGUCUUUGCGCUCCUCGGUCUUCAGGUGUACAUGGGCGUCCUCACGCAAAAGUGCAUUUCCAAUCCACCAUGGAACUAUACCUAUGAUGACAUGCUAAUCUGGGGCCUCAAUGAAUCACAUUGGUACAGAAAGAACGGUCCAGAAGAUGUGCCUUAUCUUUGCGGCAACAGCUCACAAAAUUGUCCACCCGGUUACACCUGCCUAUCUGGAUUCGGUGACAACCCUAACUACGGAUACACCAGCUUUGACACCUUUCCCUGGGCACUGCUCUCCUCUUUCCGCCUGAUGACGCAGGACUCCUGGGAGUCGCUCUACCAGAUGAUCCUCAGGGUGACCGGCCCGUGGCACGUCUGCUUCUUUGUGGUGAUCAUCUUCCUGGGCUCCUUCUACCUCGUCAAUCUCAUCCUCGCCAUCGUAGCCAUGAGCUACAAUGAACUGCAGAAGAAGGCCGAAGAAGAGGAGGAAGCGGCGGCGGCGGAGGAGGCCGCCUACGUGGAGGCCUGUCGCCAGGUGGAGGAGGACACGUACACGCUGGGCGGCGGCGGCAGUGCGGGCGUGCACAGUCGACGUGGCAGUCGCAUGCCGCCACCCUUCAGCAUAUCGCAACAACACCUCGAGCCGUACCCGCCACAGCACUCCAGCACAAGAGACCUUCAACGCAGAAGUUCGCACAACAGCUCACAGCAACAGCAACAGUCGA